Messenger RNA from Pseudovirgaria hyperparasitica, 1763 nucleotides. RefSeq names its product betaine aldehyde dehydrogenase-like protein. Gene Ontology annotation, molecular function: aldehyde dehydrogenase (NAD+) activity. The coding region runs from base 175 to 1677 and encodes 500 amino acids. The record is from RefSeq and is a predicted model, not a curated record. Lineage: Eukaryota; Fungi; Ascomycota; Dothideomycetes; Acrospermales; Acrospermaceae. The transcript is spliced from 2 exons.
AACGCGGAAAUCCCCGCCCGAACAGGCAAUCCUUGAUCCAUCCAUAAUUAGAUGAGCUUGCAAUCAAGCACUUCCAUCAUCAACUGGUCCCGGGGCCAAAAUACUGAAGUACUCACCUAGGUCGGAUCUGGUGCUCACUUCAUUGAACAUUUCUGGCUUUGGACCUUCAUCAAGAUGACGUACGCUACUCAAUCGCUGUAUUAUGAUGGCAAGCGACAAUGGGCCACCUCAAAGCAGACAUUCCAGUCAAUCAACCCUGCAACAGCGCAGCCCAAUGGUGCGAUCGAGACUUCCUCUACGGGUGACAUAGACGCUGCCAUUGCUUCUGCCCAGAAAGCUUUCGCGUCAUGGUCAAGCACAACAUACGUUCAGCGCGCGCGCAUACUGCAGAAAGCUGCAUUAAUCCUUAGAGAGCGGAAUGAUCAGAUCGCAAAGGUCGAAACAGACGACACUGGGAAGCCUUUCAGUGAAACCAGUACCGUCGAUGUCGUGACUGGUGCCGAUGUUUUAGAGUACUUUGCAAAUAUGAUUGGUGGUGGCGGGCUUAAUGGCGAAACUACUCAGCUACGAGAAGAUGCUUGGGUAUAUACAAAGAAAGAACCAUUGGGUGUAUGUGCAGGUAUUGGAGCUUGGAACUACCCGAUUCAAAUAGCGCUAUGGAAAUCAGCACCUUGUCUGGCAGCAGGGAAUACGAUGGUUUACAAGCCUUCUGAAUUCACUCCGCUGCAUGCGAACACUCUCGCUGAGAUAUACACUGAGGCUGGUGUCCCACCUGGUGUCUUCAAUAUCGUCCAAGGAUCCGGAGAAGUCGGAGCUUAUCUUAUCCAGCAUCCGAGCAUCGCCAAAGUCUCAUUUACAGGUCAAGUCAGCACUGGACAAAAGGUCGCAGGAUCCGCUGCUGGUAACAUGAAGUAUGUGACGAUGGAGCUUGGAGGUAAAUCGCCCAUUGUCAUUCUCCCGGACGCCGAUCUCGAGAAAGCUGUGGAUGGGGCUAUGAUGGCAAACUUCUUCAGCACCGGCCAGGUUUGCACGAAUGGUACUCGGGUAUUUGUACAAGAGCAAAAGAAGGCUGAUUUCGAGAAAAUCCUUCUGGGGAAGAUGAAGUACAUUCGUGCCGGCGACCUUAGUGAUAUGACCACAAACUUCGGACCACUCGUCAGCAGAGUGCACUGGGAGAAGGUCAAGGGCUAUAUCAAGCAUGGUAUUCAGACUGACAAGGCGACGCUGAUCUAUGGUGGCUCGGAACCACUUACUUUACCUCAAGCAGUUAGCCAGAACUACCAAAAGGGCUAUUGGGUCCAGCCCACGGUGUUUACAGAUUGUACAGAUGAUAUGAAGAUCGUUCAAGAGGAGAUAUUUGGACCCGUUAUGAGCAUCCUGACGUACAAGAGUGUUGACGAAGUGAUUAAAAGGGCAAACUCAACAGAGAUGGGUCUUGCUGCCGGUGUAUUCUCGAACGAUCUGAACGCAGCGCACAAGGUUAUUUCGAAGUUACAGGCUGGCAUAACCUGGAUAAAUACCUGGGGAGAAUCACCAGCAGAAAUGAGCGUAGGCGGUUGGAAAAUGAGCGGUGUUGGUGUUGAAAAUGGUAGGAAAGGAAUUGAAGCCUGGUUGCGGAACAAGAGCACGUUGGUGGACAUGAGUGGUGAAGUCACGACUGUCUUUGCGAAGCUAUGAGUUACUUUACAUACUUGUCAUGGUUUUUGUACAUGUAGCACAUAUACAUAGGAAGGGAAUAUAAUCUCAAUGAAUUACUAUUGGUG